UGGAUCAAGAUUUAGGGCUAAUAGAUUUUAGGGCUUUGGGGGAAUGGCGCUGGCUCACGACGCUGCCGACGCGAAGAAGGCCGAUGAUCCGCUCGAUUCGCUCGCUCUCAGCGCCGAAAAUGUGCAGCACAAUCUCAGGAUCGCCUACUACUGCCGGACGUUCCUGUCGAUCGUGGCGGGCGCCAUCGCGGGCGUUCUAGGGCUCACCGGUGUGUAUGGAUUCCUUUGCUACUUCCUGGUGAUGCUGUGCGCAUCGGCUGGGCUCGCUGCCAAGACCCGAUUCAACACCAGCGCCUUCUUCGAUUCGUGGCACCGCGUGGCGUUCGAUGGUUUCCUCCAGGGGCUCAUGUCUUUCGUGCUCUUUUGGACGCUCGUCUAUGACAUUGUCCACAUUUUCUAGUAAAGAAGAAGAUCUUUUCUACCA
Messenger RNA from Selaginella moellendorffii, 424 nucleotides. RefSeq names its product ER membrane protein complex subunit 6. Gene Ontology annotation, cellular component: membrane; endoplasmic reticulum; EMC complex. The coding region runs from base 44 to 400 and encodes 118 amino acids. The record is from RefSeq and is a predicted model, not a curated record. The transcript has a single exon. Gene Ontology annotation, biological process: autophagosome assembly; protein folding in endoplasmic reticulum. NCBI's taxonomy places the organism in Eukaryota, Viridiplantae, Streptophyta, Lycopodiopsida, Selaginellales, Selaginellaceae.